AAAACGAGUCACCAAAACUGCUUUGUUCGUUUGAGCUUAUCAGCCAAAUUUACUAGCUAUUUAGCAGUUUUUUUCUGUCACAACAAAUCUUUCUGUCUGCCUUCCGGGCUACACGUUUUAUCUUACCAGUAACUACGGAUGCUGUCACAUCUGAUGGGCUUGUCCAGGAGACUUUUUCGUUCUUUUUCAGACGGCCCCGGGGCCCGGGGGAGGGACGUUGACAAGUUGCGCGUAGCUGAGAAGAUUCCCUGUUUCGAGGGGGCAGAAAUUUCCAUCUCCUUUUCUGCGCUUCAGUCUCACCGCAGAUGAGUCGCCGCCAAGCUUGCUCCGGUUUUGGUUUCCGUUCUUGGCACGGAUGGGAAAUAGAAGCCAAACCUCCUAUCACCUAAUUGAUAAGACCGUCAGGUGCUAGCUCAAGCUCUUACAGUGUAUCAUCAUUCAUGUCCGAUGAAUUGGACUACUCAGAUUCGUUGUCCUUGCACGAGGACAGCAGUACCGAGCACAGUGGCUCUAGGUCGGAGCUUCUGUCGUCCCUCUCAGUUGAUCUGAAGAUGCCCCCAACAGAACAUGUUCAGAGUCCGGCACCUCAUAGAGAUCUGGAAGAUAUGGAUUUUGAUGCCGACUUGCAAGAUAGACUUCAGAAGGCCUUUGAUGAGAUUGUCAAGUUGAAGAAAGAAAACCUUGAAGAGUCUUGCCAGCGCCAACAGGUUGAGAAGGAGCUCCUAGUCGUCCGCAAGAAAGCUAAGAAACUACAGGAUCACCUCUUAAAAGAGCUACAGCACUCGAAAGGAUUUGAGGAAGCUCGUGCUGCAGAUCAGCGCUUGAUACAAAAGCUUAAAAAGGAUAUUGAACUGCUAAAGAUCCAGCGUGAUGAAUAUCUUGAAAAGUUUCAUCAGGCAAGUGACCAGAUCUUGCUUCAACCUUUAGGAGCAGCUAAGGAAGCUCAUGAACAGGAUAAACAUGAGAUAGAAACACUGAGAGAAGGAAUUAGUCAGCUUAAGAUCCACCGAGACGAAUACCUUGCAAAGUUCCAGGAGAAAAAUAAGCCCAAGUUGGCGCCGGUGCAGUAUGUUUCUGAUACUAAUGUUAUAGAAAAUGAUUCGGAAUCAUACAGAACUUCCCUUGACAACCAGUUGUGGCCUUACAGGGACAUUGCAGUCAGAUAUUCUGAAGGACACACUCAGUUUACCUUGGAUCAGCUGAAGCUGGCAACUGAAAAUUUCAGUGAAUUACUAAAAAUUGGAGAAGGUGGGUAUGGACGUGUCUACAAGGGCACUAUCUGUGACACCGCCGUGGCCAUUAAGAUUUUACGUCAUAAUGAGAACCUCCAAGGCUUACUGCAGUUUCAACGCGAGGUUUUGAUUCUGACCAAAGUGAGGCACCCGCAUCUUGUCAAUCUCUUAGGAGCAUGUGAUGAAGUGUCAGCUCUUGUGUAUGAUUAUUUACCAAAUGGAAGCCUUGAAGACCGUCUUUCCUGCAAGGGUAACACCCCAGCGCUGACAUGGCAGGUCCGAACAAGGAUUAUUGGAGAGAUUUGUUCUGCGCUAAUCUUCCUCCACAGUCAUAAGCCCAAGCCUAUUGUCCACGGUGACCUUAAGCCUUCCAACAUCCUCCUUGAUGCUGAUUUAGUGAGCAAGCUUGGAGACUUCGGCAUUGCUCGAUUUCUUGUGCCAUCCGACACCAGCACCAUGGUCCAUCUUACUGACCAUCCAAUUGGGACAAUGUUUUAUUCAGACCCAGAAUACAUGGCCCACGGUGAGUUGACCCAAGGAUCAGACGUCUACUCGUUUGGUAUCAUCAUCCUACGCCUCUUAACAGGGAGACACCCAAGGGAGAUAGUGAAGAGAGUGGAGGAUGCAAUGAUCAAUGACGAACUGCACACCAUCAUCGACAGAUCCGCUGGUGAAUGGCCCUUUGUUCAGGUGCAGCAGCUUGCGCGUAUUGCUAUGAGAUGCGCAGCAGAGAAAAGGAGGCGGCGCGCUGACCUUGUCACUGAUGUGUGGCCAGUGGUUGAGACAAUGAUGAAGAAUGCCUCCUUAUCAGCAUGCCCCUCAACUUCUUCAUCUAUUCAGGAUGAAAGCAGCGUGCCACAUUACUUUUUGUGCCCGAUUCUGCAGAAGGUCAUGAAGAAUCCACACAUAGCAGCGGAUGGAUUCACCUAUGAAGCCGAGGCCAUAGAGGAAUGGCUUGAAGCACAUGACACAUCACCCAUGACCAAUCUGCCACUUCGAAACUGUGUUACAAUUCCAAACUCAGCGCUUCGCUUAGUUAUCCAAGAACAUCUUCAGCGUGGACCAUGACUGAUGCAGAUCCUUCGCUGUGGGAGUUUAUGCCUACAGGCUACAUCUGUAUGAUUCUCAAUUCAUUCCUGCUUGGAUCCUGAAGGGGAUAAAAGAAAACUAGAGUUUUAUUUUAUUUUUCCUUUAAAAAUCUUAGUGUAUACAAAAUUGGUCUUAUGAUUCUUUGUGUAGCAUGUGCAUAACUGGUUGUGACUAUGAAAGAAAGUAAAUAUGUAAUUUGUCAAGUUUUGAUUUCUCAA
This is a messenger RNA of Sorghum bicolor (sorghum), 2539 nucleotides long. Its product is annotated as U-box domain-containing protein 33-like. The record is from RefSeq and is a predicted model, not a curated record. Gene Ontology annotation, molecular function: protein kinase activity; ATP binding; ubiquitin-protein transferase activity. The coding region runs from base 441 to 2300 and encodes 619 amino acids. Lineage: Eukaryota; Viridiplantae; Streptophyta; Magnoliopsida; Poales; Poaceae. Gene Ontology annotation, biological process: protein ubiquitination; protein phosphorylation. The transcript has 7 exons.